Molecule: messenger RNA, 1242 nt
Organism: Drosophila grimshawi
Lineage: Eukaryota; Metazoa; Arthropoda; Insecta; Diptera; Drosophilidae
Product: hatching enzyme 1.2
Exons: 2
Coding region: 114-1160 (348 amino acids)
Biological process (GO): proteolysis
Molecular function (GO): zinc ion binding; metalloendopeptidase activity
Source: RefSeq, a predicted model, not a curated record
CUGCUUAUACUGUGCAGAGUUGAGUAUAUAAAUCCAUUUCUCUUCAGACCAAAGCACAGUCAAACUUUAGACAGCAAGCAAACUAUUCAAAACACAUCUAACAACUAUCUAACAUGUCCCGGCUAACUUUGCUAAUCAUUUUGGGCCUAGCCUGGGCACAGGCAGUGCCACUGGUGUCCUACGAUGACAUCGACGACACCGAGAUCAUCGAGUUGCCAGGGAAUGGCAUUGAACUGCCGCCAGCGCCAAAUAAGGAUAUUAUUGAUCUGAGUGCCUAUGCCGAAGCUAUAUAUGGCAGCCCAGAUGAGGAGAUAACUGCCGCCCUGGUGGGCAACUACAGCGCCGACAACAACAAUGUGAAUCCCGAAGAGCUGGGCAGCUACCUUGAGGGCGAUAUCCUUGUGCCGCGACAGAUCACCAUCAAGAAUGGCCUGACCACACAAAGUUCGCGCUGGCCAAAAGGUGUGGUGCCCUACGAGAUACGUGGCAACUUCAAUGCCCGCGACAUGGCCACCAUUCAAGGUGCCAUCGCUGAGUACCACAAGCGCACCUGCAUCCGAUUUGUGCCACGCAGCAGUGAGUCGGAUUACAUUUCCAUUGUGAGCGGCAAUUCGGGCUGUUGGUCGUCGGUGGGACGUGUUGGUGGCAAGCAGGAGGUGAAUCUGCAAUCGCCGGGCUGCCUCGGCAAACCCGGCACUGCCAUCCAUGAGCUGAUGCACGCCCUUGGCUUUCUGCAUGAACAGAAUCGCAUGGAACGCGAUCAGUUUGUGGCCAUCCAAUACAGGAAUAUUCAAUCGUCAGCCGUGACCAAUUUCGAGAAGGCCGCCAGAACUGAUGCUUUUGGUGUACCCUAUGACUAUGGCAGCGUUAUGCACUAUUCUGCCAACGCCUUCUCCACCAACGGACAACCGACCAUUGUGGCGACGCAAUCGGGUGGUGCAUCGCAGAUGGGUCAACGCAAUGGAUUCUCUAAAUUCGAUGUGGAUAAGCUGAACGGCAUGUACGACUGCGGCUAUAUGGGUGGUUCAGCUGGUGGUGCAGCAGGUGCUCCAGUGCCAGCUCCUGUGGUUCCCGGUGGCAAUCCCAUCGUUGACAGUUUCCUCAGUGGCCUCAUCAGCGGCCUGGGUCUGGGUGAUGGAGAGCAAGAAUCUAGUAACUAGACUGCACUUACCCAAAGAAGCUAUUAUAUGGCACAUUCCACAUCAUGCGAUCACAAUUCCGACCACAUAUUUAAUGCAUCAC